Messenger RNA from Pocillopora verrucosa, 1792 nucleotides. RefSeq lists its product as uncharacterized. NCBI's taxonomy places the organism in Eukaryota, Metazoa, Cnidaria, Anthozoa, Scleractinia, Pocilloporidae. Gene Ontology annotation, biological process: signal transduction. Gene Ontology annotation, molecular function: protein binding. The record is from RefSeq and is a predicted model, not a curated record.
AUUGAAAAUGGCGACCCGUUUCCCAGAAGAUGGAUCUGAAAGCAAAAGUGUAAGGAAUGAAGACACAAAAGGUCAAUUUAAGGAAAAUAUAUCAAAACCCAGCUUAACUGGAUCGCUGGUACAAGAUCCAACUAAAUUGAACGUUACCCUUGCAACAGAUGCAGAGGGUUGGGACAAGUCUGUCAAUGAACAAUUUCUUCUUGAACUUGCUCAGAAUCCUCAAGUAAGAGUCACUGGGUUUGUACCUAAGCACACCCCAAAGCAGAAAGACCAUGCCAGGGACUUAAACAUUGAGCUGGUUGAUGCCAAAGAAAUCACAGGUUUUCCAGCAGUUGAGCUUCUAGCUUAUCCACCUGACGAUCUUGACAUUGAUAUUCUCAUCAUACACUCCUAUGGGCGUGACCUGGGGCGACAAGCACAGAUCAUAAAAGACAAGAAAAAUUGCCAGUGGGUUAAUGUUGUCCAUACUGUCAGUGAAGAUCUAGAGAAAUUUUCUGUUAAGAAAUCUGCAGACUCAGCUGCAAAUGAUCAAUUAACUGAACACGACCUCCAGACAAGAUUGUGCGAGAAAUCUGACCUUAUCAUUGCAAUUGGCCCAAAAGUUACAGAAGCUUACAGAGCUGCUCUGAAGUACAGUGGUAAAGACCAGAGUGUGAUUGGUUUGACUCCUGGAAUUAUUGAAGAAUUCCGCCUUGGUGUGCGCCGGGAAACUAAAGGCUCAGGUGAAAUUUUCCGUGUGCUGCUUAGUGCCUCAUCCAAGUAUUUCUUGGUCAAAGGAUGUGAUAUUGCCACUAAAGCUAUCAAUCUGUUAAAAGAUUCAUCCUACCAUCUUAUAUUUGUCAGACAGCCAAAGGAUAAUGAAGACCAGCUGAAGAAAGCCUUUCUUGAUUUAGGAAUCAAUCAGCAUCAACUCACCUUUAGAAGUUCUGGGAGCAAAGACUUCUGGCCAAGGUUGCUUUGUGAAGUGGAUCUGGUCAUCAAACCAUCAAGAACAGAGGGUUUUGGCAUAAGUGGUCUACGUGCCAUUUCAGCAGACCUCCCUGUUCUUGUGAGCGGAAACUGUGGUCUUGGCAUGGUGUUGAAGUCAUUACCCUCUGGUGCACAGCAUGUAAUUGAUUCUGAAGACCCUCAGGCCUGGGCUGAUGCGAUAAAGAAAGUCAGGGCAAAGGCAGUGCAAGUUCGAAAAGCAGAAUCAGAACAACUAAGGAAUGAUUACAUGCAGCAAUUCAACUGGAAGAUGCAAUGCAAUGAAAUUGUCAAGAAAAUGUUUUCAAUGAAUCCACACAAAUCUGAAUACAGAAAGAAAGCUGUUGAGUGGCAGUUUGAUGUUGCUGAUACCACAAGAGAUCUGCAGUCACUGCAAGUGAAUCGCGAUGAUGUGGAUGGAGGUCUGUAUUAUCAGUAUGAGACUGAGAAGAUGAGUAUUCAGGAGACAAGCCAGUUCCCUAGUACAUACAAACGUGGAGACAUAUCACGUAGAAACAUGGGAGUCAGUAAUCUACCCCUUAAAGAAUACAGAAAAGUUUGCCUAAUGCUCAACACCAAGCGAGAUCUGAAAUUUGAUGACUUCAGGAUGCUUGCUGAGAAAGUUGGAUUCAGCAGGGAUGAGAUACGGAUGAUUGAACAGGGUGAAAAUCCUACUGACAUGGUUCUGCAGACCUGGUCAUCAAAGAGAGAGGCUACUGUUGGAAACUUAAUUGACCUGUUGACAGGUGAGGACCUGGAGAGAAUGGAUGUGGCAAAGGUGCUUGAAGACUGGGUAAAUGACGGCUCCUCCCCAAGUCAGAUUUGA